Molecule: messenger RNA, 1860 nt
Organism: Pochonia chlamydosporia 170
Lineage: Eukaryota; Fungi; Ascomycota; Sordariomycetes; Hypocreales; Clavicipitaceae
Product: RNA polymerase III transcription factor subunit
Exons: 3
Coding region: 1-1860 (619 amino acids)
Biological process (GO): transcription initiation at RNA polymerase III promoter
Cellular component (GO): transcription factor TFIIIC complex
Source: RefSeq, a predicted model, not a curated record
AUGGGUUCACUGUCAGAUGAUGACUUGGCCGGUCCAUCAACAACGGGGCCGCUAUCAGGUCAACGUCCUGAAGAAGAGGGGGCGCCUCGAUAUACCAUUGCGCCCCGAGCUCUAGCGGCGGUGGAAAUACCUGCCGUUGUGGAAAACAUCGGUCGGACAGUCAAAGCCUUUGGCAGAGUCCCAACCCUGGAACACGCCAUGGAUCCUUUGAGAAAUUCAAUAUCACUAUAUCUGAAUCCGGAAAGCCCUUUCUGUAAACCAAUCAUGUCUCAUAAUGCCAGGUCUCACAAUGUUGUCCUCAAGAUCACCGUGCCCAAAAGGACUGGCCGGAGACGGAAGAAGGGUAGCAAAGGGCCAUGGCAGGGGGACGUGGAACUAUCCGACGCGCCUAAUACCAGAGCCACGGAGCAAGUACAGUCUAUUUCACGACUGGACGAGCCCAAGGUGCUCAGGAGAAAACUCCAGGAUAAUGUGGGAAGGUAUGACGUCGAAGCAGUGGGCGUCAUCAAAAAUACGCAUCGAUUCCGUGCUUUGGCCGACUUUUAUUGGGAUAUGAGUCGGUCAGAUUUUGCUCAGAGAUAUGUGGAGCAAGUUCUUCCAGGAGAUGUUGAAAAGCUCAAGCAAUUCAGAUUCGAGGGAGGGACAGAUCGCCCUCCCAAUGUUGACAUUAUCCCUCCACCCCUCUUCACGCACAUGAGCUUGCCAUUCAACUACUUUUACUCACAGAAUCCAUACGUUCGAACAAACCAUGAUGGCGAGACCAUCAAUUUGACUGCAGUCAAGCACGUAGGGUAUUUUAUUGGAGCAGAGGAUCCAGCUCCAGAAGGACCACAAUUGCCUCCAGACAUGACGGAUCCUAGGAUGAUCGAGGUCAUGGGUCAACUGGAAGAGGCGUUCCAGUUUCGUCCUGUGUGGACUCGUCGCUCUCUACUCGUUCACUUGCGAGGCAAGCUUCAAAGUUGGAAUGAAUUGAAGAAAUAUCUCAACUAUACAGCCUAUCAGUUCAAAGGCGGUCCAUGGAGGGAUAGCGUGGUUCCAUACGGUUUGGAUCCAAGAAAAGAUCCCAAAUACCGCAUUUACCAGACGCUCAUGUUCAAGCUUAAGAGGCAUAGGCGCACGAUCAAGCACGUCCCCUGGCAAUCAGUCCGCAGAACACAAAUUGGCGAAUCCAAGAGUACCCCAAGCUUAAAGGUGGAUAGUCACAUAUUUGACGGAGAAACAUUUCAAACAGACGGCAAGGUUUGGCAAGUAUGCGACAUCACAGAUCCGCUGCUUAAAGAGUUGCUCGACAAUGCGACAAUACGCCCAGAGUGCGACGUAAACAGUGGCUGGUACCACGGCGGGCUCUGGGCAAAAGUCAAAGCGAUCAUGAAGACUAAACUGGUGGCGAUCCAAUUCGGGAAGCGCUUGACAAAGGAAGACUUUGCGCCAACAUUGGAGUUUGGGGAUAUGACCCCAGUCCGAUCCACAUCCACGUCAAAUACUUUGCACUUGCCGCUGCCAAAUUUGGGCCUUACCAAAGAGGAACUUACUUUGCUUCGCGGAAGAGCGCCGGGGAAGAAGAAAAGCACGGGAUACAACGUUCGAUUUCGGGACUCUGGCAAAAGUCAAAGUGUGCCUGCUGAACAGUCUCCUGCACCAUUCGUUGGCAGCAGUGUGGCAGGUACGGAUAGAAUAGAAACCGAUAAUGAUGAAUCUGGAAGCGAGGCAGACGACGACUAUGAGUCGGACAAUGAGGACUACGCUGGUGCUGAAUAUCAAGGCCACGGGGAGGAGUACGGAUAUCACCAUUAUGAUGAUGAUGACGACGAUGAAGGAGAUAUAGAUAUGGGCCAUACCCCAUACCCUGAGCUAGACUAA